AUGCUUUUUGCAUUCCAAUGUCUCAGUUUUUCAACUUUAUUUAUACUCAUUGACCGAACCGUUUCUAAUUUGCCAAGCAGUAAUCAGUCACAAGAAUUUACUUUCCCGCGUGAGAUUCCUCUUUUCACCGCGGUGUCUUUUCAUACUCCUCAUGCAACUUUCCUUCGAAUUCGUCAUAUGAAUCGUUCCAUCUGCUCACUGAAUGCGAUGGGAAAUGCAAUAUUCCCGUGUAGAUGUUUUGGAUUUCCAUCCGAUCGCUAUGAACUGCUAAUUGAUAACAUUCCAAUCUUCCGAUUUUCGGUCGUCACAGGGAAAAAGUUCUGGAAGAUCCCGGAAAACCCAAUUAUUUGUCAACCGCUCGUGGUAGAAUUCGAUUUCAGCAUUCUCUGUAGCAGGCUGAACUUGUCGUUGCAUUUACAGUACGCUCCAUCUACUACAGUAAGUGCCACACAAACCGAUGACUUGAAAUUUAAGACUGUGGCUGAGAUGCCGCUGAGAAAAAAACUAAUACUUCCCUGUCAUCACUUAUGUUUUCCUGGAAUCUAUAGAAUUACCGUGGUAAAUGAUAAAUGGAUUGUGCAGGAAAGUAAAGCGAUUAAACUACAGCAAACGAACGAAAUUUCAAUUAACCUACCAAGGUCAUAUAUCUUUCCCCGUUGUUUCGAUUACUUAAAAAUAACCUGGACCAAUUUAUCAUGCCUAGUCCAAGAUUUGGAAUUUAAAAUGCGUGUUUUUGCUGUUCCGGUAGAUUCCACUUCCGAACAGUUAUACUAUAUGGAAGAAUACGAUAUCGAGUUAUCACAGCAAUCAAUCGAGCUGCCAUGUUAUCAGUUCGAUAUUAUUCAUGCGCAAUUUUGCUUUCAAAUUGUAUCAGUGGAAAAUUUACUGCACGCUUCAGUGAAUGGACACGAAAAUGCGUUUACACUGAAAAUUCAGAAUGGAAAAAGGAUUUCUUCUGGGACAAAUACUCAGGCACCAAUAGAAAAUAAUUGCAUCUUAUGA
Brugia pahangi is the source of this 1002-nucleotide messenger RNA. NCBI's taxonomy places the organism in Eukaryota, Metazoa, Nematoda, Chromadorea, Rhabditida, Onchocercidae. The record is from the annotation of a GenBank genome assembly.